Molecule: messenger RNA, 2700 nt
Organism: Physcomitrium patens
Lineage: Eukaryota; Viridiplantae; Streptophyta; Bryopsida; Funariales; Funariaceae
Biological process (GO): regulation of phragmoplast microtubule organization
Molecular function (GO): microtubule binding
Source: RefSeq, a predicted model, not a curated record
ACUCGUCGUUCCCGUUGCCAACGUCUCGCAGCCCAGCGACGAUUUCUUUUCAUACCAUGCAGGAUUGCUUCACCAUCAUCAUUUCUUUGUCUCUGUUUCCAGUGCCAGAGACUGACUGCACACCCUGCGCAGCCACUGUCGAUCGAUCCGUUGUGAGCGGACACCGAUAUGGUAUACGUUGGCGAUAGUUGCUGUUAGCUAGCUGCGAGGAUCGGCCGCGGAUCCACCCGUCGUCAUGUUCUGUGCAGAAAAUCAAUCGUGUCUAUCGGCUCCAUCGGCAGCAUGAGCAGUUCUCGAGGUUAGAGCUGGAGAUUGCUCGUGCGCGUUUAAAUCUCUCCCUACGGUCUGGUCUGUGCGAGGAGCAUUGAUGAAAUUUGGUCGGAGUUUGGUGAGUCAUCGGGAUUUAGAAGUGUGAAGUAUAUGUGAGAUGACCAGCCCGCUAAGUAGAAGUUCGUACAUUCGGGCACAUCCAGUUCCUACUCUGCAUGUUUUGAAUGUGUUGGCUCGAUCGUCAACGUAAGUAUGAAUCCAUUGCUGCGCAAGAGAGCCUCGAUGUUUUUGAUUAUUGCUAGGAAUUUUCAGCAUUCGUAAACGCGGAUUUCGGUGGCCAGCAUUCUGUGAGGAACUGCGUUUAUUUCCGGAAAUGAUAGUUUGAGUUGAGGAUCAAACAAUGGCGCAAGUGGAUUCGCCACCGAGGACGAACUUGGCCUUGCAACCGUCGCCUGUACUUAUGGAAGCAGUUCUAAAGGUUGAUCAGGUUGUUGCUCGUCUUCAAAAAUUCCAAACUACUAUUUCCAGGGUACACUCGAGUCCGGUAAAUUCGAAACACACUUGGAUCUCCGGAGCGAAUCGCUUUGGAGAAAAGAACGCUGGGCCAGUUGGAUGUCAUGAUAACCACCGUUGGAUAUCUCUGAAUGAUCACAAGGCUGAUAGCAGAGUCCAGUCGAAAAUACAACCGGAAGCGACAGAGCAAUUUGCCAAGUUCUGUGCGGAAGAAAUGAGACAAGACGGGCUUCGGAAGGCCCAGGAACCUGCUGAUGAGAGUCCAGAGCUGGAGAAGCGGUUUGGCAAAGAUAUCAAGGGAAGAGAUAUUGCGUUUCCAACCAAGGCUCAAGUGCAGAAGACCAUGCGCGCCAAAUCUUCCUCAUUACGACCCUUAAGUGGGUUCAAGGUAGGAGGUUUUCCUUCUGAUGUCACUGUCAAACUGUUUCCACCCGCAAAGUUACAUCGCGGAAGAGACCCUCCGAGCAAGGAUAAUAACAAGCGUAAUUGCGGUCGUGCUUCUUCACACGGACGGAGAGUGAAAAGUUGUAGCCGGAGCAAUUCUUCAUCACCGAAACCUCUCGUUUCACGACCACUGCGUUUGAAUGCAGAGAGCCCUGAAACAAAGCGAGGAAGACUUUUCAGCUCGCCAUGUAAAAGUUUCAGGGAAUCUGCAAAUGAUGCAGACGACGAGCUUCUAGGCCCUAGGCGCUCAAUGACUGUGACUGAAAUCAGGGGCUCUAUGAAACUCUGGAUGCUGACACACACUGAGGGAAUGCUGUUUUCAAAUACUCUGAAUUCACUUUCCCCUCCUAGAAUUUCUGCGGACAGGCUCACACCUGCGAAGAUUGUUUCUACAAUAGGGAGGCGAAAGAGCUGUCUUACUCAUCCUUUUCCAAAUUCUCCUGAACUUGCUGAAAGAGAGUUAACGAAACUUCGCAUCACGACAUCAGCAAACCCCCUUUUGCAAACCAUCUCCAAAACUACCUUCAAAAGAGAAAGUCCUACCAAGGUUGCAUCUAAAUCUCUCGUUCUCACUAGAGCGAUUAAACGAGAAAACAAGGCACGAAAGGCUGCCAUGACCCGGGCCGUACGACACGUCGAGAUGGCGUCCGUGGGUGGACCCCAGAAGAGUUCCACAGUGACUAUGCUUGACCUCCUCCAAAUAAAGUCUCCAUCUCAUCUUCCAGCCACUCCGGUUGUGCUUUCGGACCAACCCUCAAGGAAGUUGAUGCCAUUGGAUGUAAAUACCAGCGUCUCGAAUAGGCCUGUUGUGAUGGAUAGGUCUAACAAACUAGCAGAAGACUUUCUAUGCAGAGCAUCUCACUCUCAUGCCAACGCCUCUGCUAAGGCGGAGAUUCCCGGACAUAAACCUAGCAGACCUUUUGCCUGUUCCAUGUACGGCAGUUCUGUUGAUAACUCUGUCAAGGAAAACAUCCAGGUACCAUGCGUGCCCGUCGCCGCAUCGUUCCUGCGGAACAUGUCGAGUACACCCACUCCCAACCGCAGUCUGUCACGAAAAAGUCCAGGGUUCUCGCUCAUACAUCGCGCUAAAGUGUGGGUGUCAUCCCAAGCCGUCAAACAAGGAAAGGUCCUUCAUCUGGAGAGGUGAUUCUUUAUCUUAGUGCCUCACCUCUGUCCAUAACCGCAGGAGAGCAAGGUCUGCGCCGCCUCCACACAUAGGUGUAGCAACGCAUUUUGUUGCAACUGAUUACCGUGGUAGAAUAAUUUUAUGUAUAUUUGCCUUCCUUAUACAAACAUAGAUGCUAGCCCUGCUGUGGAGACGAUUUUCCAACCUUGGGAAAGCUAAUCGUAGCCAAGCCAUAGUGUUGUAAUUUUAUGGCGUGACUCGUCAUGAAUGGCUUAUGAUGAAAUCUUGAGUAUCAUUAACGGGAUUGCCUGCAAUUGAAUUCGAUUUCAUAGAAGAUUUUAAAUCCA